AUGAGUUUAACUAAGCCAAUAAAGGAAUAUAAAUUGAUUUUACUAUAGAAUAGUUCUUAUAAAAAGAAAUUUGAAUACAAAAAUAAGGAUAAAUUUCUAAAGAUUUUGAGAAUUUCCAUAUCAGAUGAGACUAUUAUAAAAAUCACAAAUUUUGAGAUUGAUAACUUAAAUACAUUAGAAAUACCAGCAGAAUGUAAAUAUUGAAGAAGAGAUUUAUUAUUUAUAGAAUCGAUAACAAUUCACAUAACAAUAUAAGCAUCUAAAAAUGCAAAUGUGUUUAUGAAGUUCAUUAGAUAUGAUACAGAUUAAAUAGAGGAAGAGUUACUUUUCAAGAUAGAAUUAAAAUAAUGA
Molecule: messenger RNA, 351 nt
Organism: Paramecium pentaurelia
Lineage: Eukaryota; Ciliophora; Oligohymenophorea; Peniculida; Parameciidae
Source: the annotation of a GenBank genome assembly